This is a messenger RNA of Dipodomys spectabilis (banner-tailed kangaroo rat), 1694 nucleotides long. Its product is annotated as tubulin beta-2B chain. Gene Ontology annotation, molecular function: GTP binding; GTPase activity; structural constituent of cytoskeleton. The transcript has 4 exons. Gene Ontology annotation, cellular component: microtubule; cytoplasm. The coding region runs from base 101 to 1438 and encodes 445 amino acids. NCBI's taxonomy places the organism in Eukaryota, Metazoa, Chordata, Mammalia, Rodentia, Heteromyidae. Gene Ontology annotation, biological process: microtubule cytoskeleton organization; mitotic cell cycle. The record is from RefSeq and is a predicted model, not a curated record.
UUCCGAGCGCGAUCCCGGUGGCCCAGCCGUGGGUGUGGAAGGGGAGGACCGAGAGAAUCACAGGCACACACCCGAGACGGGAAGAAACUAACCAGGCACCAUGCGCGAGAUAGUGCACAUCCAGGCGGGCCAGUGUGGCAACCAGAUCGGCGCCAAGUUUUGGGAGGUCAUCAGUGAUGAGCAUGGCAUCGACCCCACUGGCAGUUACCAUGGCGACAGUGAUUUGCAGCUGGAGAGAAUCAAUGUGUACUACAAUGAAGCUACUGGAAACAAAUAUGUACCUCGGGCCAUCCUGGUGGACCUGGAGCCAGGCACCAUGGACUCAGUCAGGUCCGGACCUUUUGGUCAGAUCUUCAGGCCAGACAACUUCGUGUUUGGCCAGAGCGGGGCCGGCAAUAACUGGGCCAAGGGCCACUACACAGAGGGAGCCGAGCUGGUCGACUCUGUCCUCGAUGUGGUGAGGAAAGAGUCAGAAAGCUGUGACUGUCUCCAGGGCUUCCAGCUGACCCACUCUCUGGGAGGUGGCACCGGGUCAGGCAUGGGCACCCUGCUCAUCAGCAAGAUCAGAGAAGAGUACCCAGACCGCAUCAUGAACACCUUCAGCGUCAUGCCCUCACCCAAGGUGUCAGACACUGUGGUGGAGCCCUACAAUGCCACACUAUCUGUCCACCAGCUGGUAGAAAACACAGAUGAGACCUACUGCAUCGACAACGAGGCCCUGUAUGACAUCUGCUUCCGCACCUUGAAGCUGACCACGCCCACCUAUGGAGACCUCAACCACCUGGUGUCAGCCACCAUGAGUGGGGUCACCACCUGCCUGCGCUUCCCAGGCCAGCUGAACGCAGACCUGCGCAAGCUGGCCGUGAACAUGGUGCCCUUCCCCCGCCUGCACUUCUUCAUGCCAGGCUUUGCCCCCCUGACCAGCCGGGGCAGCCAGCAGUACCGGGCCCUCACAGUGCCCGAGCUCACCCAGCAGAUGUUCGACUCCAAGAACAUGAUGGCUGCAUGCGACCCCCGCCACGGCCGCUACCUGACGGUGGCUGCCAUCUUCCGAGGCCGCAUGUCCAUGAAGGAGGUGGACGAGCAGAUGCUCAAUGUGCAGAACAAGAACAGCAGCUACUUCGUGGAGUGGAUCCCCAACAACGUGAAGACGGCUGUGUGUGACAUCCCCCCGCGUGGCCUCAAGAUGUCGGCCACCUUCAUUGGCAACAGCACGGCCAUCCAAGAGCUGUUCAAGCGCAUCUCCGAGCAGUUCACGGCCAUGUUCCGGCGCAAGGCCUUCCUGCACUGGUACACCGGUGAGGGCAUGGACGAGAUGGAGUUCACUGAGGCUGAGAGCAACAUGAAUGACCUGGUGUCUGAGUACCAGCAGUACCAGGAUGCCACUGCUGAUGAACAGGGGGAGUUUGAGGAGGAGGAGGGUGAAGAUGAGGCUUAAAUUCACGACUUGAAGCAGUUUAGGUAAAGCUGAUGAGAAAAGCGAGGGGGUGGGGGGCUUACCUGUGAAAAUACCUUGGCAGUUGAAGGAAGGAAGCAUGGUCUACCUUAGCUGUGUGCGCUGGGUCUCUGGUGCUCUUCACUGUUGCCUGUCACUUUUUUUUUCUUUUGUAAUAUUGAUGACAUAGAUGUAACAUUUGAGAUAUUUCUGAGCUCCUGUUGUAAUGGCUAAAACCACAUAAACAUUUGUGUCCUGA